Ustilago hordei is the source of this 393-nucleotide messenger RNA. RefSeq lists its product as uncharacterized. The transcript has a single exon. Lineage: Eukaryota; Fungi; Basidiomycota; Ustilaginomycetes; Ustilaginales; Ustilaginaceae. The record is from RefSeq and is a predicted model, not a curated record. The coding region runs from base 1 to 393 and encodes 130 amino acids.
AUGCCACCCAGAGUAGACAGCAUAGCUCUACUCGAAUGCACCAUGCAAAUGAUCAGAGAGGUUCACACUGAUUGGAACAAAGACCAAAUCUUAGAGCAUGCCUUCUCCAUGAUGAACCUCCAACCAAAUACCAGCCAAAUCGAAAAGAUUCCUAAAUCAGUACUCAGCAUUGUAUCACAGAUCAUCAAGCUCAAUGAGAACAACUGGGCCAUCUGGGAGCCCAUGUUUAUGGACUGCAUAUGGCCCAUCAAGAACACAAAACAGAUCCUCACCAGGGAAAUAUCUAGUGACCACAUGGACUAUGAUGAAGAACUAAACAGUCACCUGUUAGGCCUCAUCCUGUCAUCAUGCGACCACAGUCCUGAGAGCAGUAUUCAUACAUACACUGUUUGA